Juglans microcarpa x Juglans regia is the source of this 952-nucleotide messenger RNA. RefSeq names its product ER membrane protein complex subunit 8/9 homolog. NCBI's taxonomy places the organism in Eukaryota, Viridiplantae, Streptophyta, Magnoliopsida, Fagales, Juglandaceae. Gene Ontology annotation, cellular component: EMC complex. The record is from RefSeq and is a predicted model, not a curated record.
AUGGGCGGCGAGUCACGUUUCGAAAUCUCACAGAACGCGUACGUAAAGCUUGUCCUUCAUGCCCUCAAGCACAAAUCCUCCGUCAACGGGGUCCUACUCGGCCGCGUUUCCCCCCAAAAAGAUGUCGUCGAGAUCACCGAUUCCGUUCCUCUCUUCCACUCCCACAUCGGCCUCCUCCCCCAGCUCGAGAUCUCCCUCAUCCUCAUAGAGGAGCAUUAUGCCACAAAAGGUGUAAAUAUUGUGGGCUAUUUUCAUGCAAACGAGAGGUUUGAUGAUUAUGAACUUGGCAGCAGCAAGAAUAUUGGCGAUCACAUCUACCGGUACUUUCCACAAGCUGCCGUUCUUUUGUUGGAUAACAAAAAGCUUGAGGCUUUACCCAAGGGUAAGGACGGGAGCCCAGUAAUGCAGAUUUACACGAGGGAUGCAUCAAGGAUUUGGAAGUUAGCUGGAUCCGAGGGAAGCAGCCAGUUAACCAUUAAGGAGCCAUCAGCAAAUGUAGUCCUGCUGGAUUAUAUUUCAACUGAAAAAUGGAAGGAUAUUGUAGAUUUUGAUGACCACCUUGAUGACAUCAGCAAGGACUGGCUGAAUCCUGAACUCUUCAAGUAAUCUUGUCCUUGGUUGCUGUUUAUCUGCCACCAUUUGGUAGUGCAGCACCUGAUGUGUAUGCUUAACUGAGUUUCUUAUGCUGGAUUUGGGAUGACAAAGGCUGAAUUGAUCCGCUGGUUUUGGGGAUGAGGCUAAAUUGAUCAGAGAAUUAAAUCAAUGAGGGGCGAAUGCGUGUUUGACUUUGAGAGAUUGUCUUGGUUUAUGUUCGAUUGAGAAUGUAUUCUAAUGUUUUUUUUUUUUUUUUUUUUUUCUUAAACUUUAAAAUGAGAACCUCUGUGGUUUCGUACAUAAAAAAGAAUUCCGGCUAAAUUAUCUGAUUAUAGAGUUGGAAUGAAAGUUUUUCAAA